AUGAUGUUUUGUUUUUUCACAAAAAAAAAGGUCUCAUCAAUUGAAAAAAAAAAAGCGAAGAUCCUCUGCCUUAGAAUUAUCUUUGACAUAAUUCGAAUCGGAGCCAAUACAUUCAGAAAUACUUAAAUUGGUAAAGGUAUUCCCUCCUGUAAUGACUAUGAGCCCGAUCGGAAAAGAGGCGUAUCGCGCUGCCUUAUAAUUCUCUCUCAUAAAAACUGGUCCUGGCUGCCAUUAACCGAGGAGUUUUUACACUCCUUUUGCGUCUCCGCCCCUAACACAUCGUUGAGAGGAAGAAACUACCUUAAAAACUUUAAAUCUGGAUUCGUAAAAGACACCGGUGAGUACCCUUAGUCAGCUAAUCUUCUUUUGCGGCCAUAUUAUUUUCAGGAACGUUAGAACUAAGCCGGGAUCGGGAACCAUUGCGUCUAAAUGCGCUUCUAUUAAAACUACACUUCCCCCAUUAUCAUCAUUAUGAAACCCCUCAAUAUUCUGGGAAUAUUGUAUCAUUUUGAUAUUAACAAGAUAUCUUUGUUUGUUUUCUUAUUUUUUAGCUUUUUCUUAAUUAAAAAAACAUUAUGA
This is a messenger RNA of Tetrahymena thermophila SB210, 579 nucleotides long. RefSeq names its product transmembrane protein, putative. The transcript has a single exon. The record is from RefSeq and is a predicted model, not a curated record. NCBI's taxonomy places the organism in Eukaryota, Ciliophora, Oligohymenophorea, Hymenostomatida, Tetrahymenidae.